AUGGAUUCAUUCUUUGAAGAAUUUGAGAGAACAGAAAAUUUAGAAGAUUCAAUUAAAUAUAUGAAAAACAAAUUUAUGAAGAAGAAAUUGUUGUUUUUAAACAAUGAUAAAUCAUACGAAGAAAUUAAAAGUGAAUUUGAUGAGAUUUUAAGAUUGAAAGAACUUUUAAAAGAAUUUUAA
Hepatospora eriocheir is the source of this 180-nucleotide messenger RNA. The record is from the annotation of a GenBank genome assembly. Lineage: Eukaryota; Fungi; Microsporidia; Hepatosporidae.